Ustilaginoidea virens is the source of this 1827-nucleotide messenger RNA. RefSeq lists its product as uncharacterized. The record is from RefSeq and is a predicted model, not a curated record. NCBI's taxonomy places the organism in Eukaryota, Fungi, Ascomycota, Sordariomycetes, Hypocreales, Clavicipitaceae. The coding region runs from base 1 to 1827 and encodes 608 amino acids. Gene Ontology annotation, biological process: transmembrane transport. Gene Ontology annotation, molecular function: transmembrane transporter activity. The transcript has a single exon.
AUGGCGCCUGGUCCGUCCACGCCUAGCCGCCGCACAAGCUCAGAGGCAACAGUCGAUGUUAAGCGGGACGCUUGUUCCCACGACCGCAAAGAUGCGUCGCAACAACGCCCCAGCGCCAACAUCAACACCAACGUCACCACCGGCGCCAACACCGACCACGUUGAUCCUCCCAGCAGCAAUCCCGCCGAUCCACCGCCUCCCGCGCCGGCGCAGCACGCCGAGCCCGAGGCCGACCGGACCCGGCUGGAGUCCUUCCUCGUCGUCUUUGCCCUCUGCGUGGCCUUGUUCCUGGCAGCCUUGGACAUGACCAUCGUGACCACAGCCAUCCCCACCAUCUCGAGCCACUUCAACUCCAGCCAGGGCUACAUCUGGAUCGGUUCGGCCUACCUGCUCGGAAACGCCACGUUCGUGCCGGCUUGGGGCAAAGUCUCCGACAUUUUCGGACGCAAGCCAGUGCUCAUUGGCGCCGUCGCCAUCUUCUGGCUCGGCUCUCUGCUCUGCGCCAUCAGCAACAGCAUGGGCAUGCUCAUCGCCGCCCGUGCCAUCCAGGGCGUCGGCGGCGGCGGCACCAUUGUCCUGCCCAACAUCUGCGUCUCGGACCUCUUCUCCAUGCGCAAGCGAGGCAUGUACUUUGGCAUCCUCGGCGGCGUCUGGGCCGUCGCCUCGGCCGUCGGGCCCGUUCUCGGAGGCGUCUUCACCACCCGCGUCUCGUGGAGGUGGUGCUUCUACGUCAAUCUACCGCUGUCUGGCAUCGUCCUCGUCAUCCUCGUCCUGGUCCUCAAGCUCCACAACCCCAGGACGCCCGUGAAGCAGGGCCUCGUGGCCAUCGACUGGGCCGGCAGCCUCCUCGUCAUCGGGGGCACCCUCAUGUUCCUCUUUGGGCUCGAGUUUGGAGGCGUGCAGCACCCCUGGGACUCGGCCAUUGUCAUUUGCCUCGUCGUCUUCGGAGUCGUCACCGUAGGCCUCUUUGUCGUGUACGAGUCCAUGGUGGCGCGGUUCCCCAUCAUGCCCAUGUCGCUGUUCCGCCACAAGACGAGCAUCGCCGCUUUUUUGCUGUCCUUUACCCACGCCUUCACCUUCAUGGGCGGCAGCUACUGGCUGCCCCUGUAUUUCCAGGCCGUCCUGGGCGCCACGUCCCUCAUGUCGGGCGUGUACCUCCUCCCCUUUGUGCUCUCGCUCUCCCUCACCUCUGCGGUCGUGGGCGUCGCUAUCAAGCGCACCGGCAACUACAAGAUUCCCAUCAUCCUCGGCCUCCUCGUCAUGACUCUCGGCUUCGGGCUGUUCAUCGACCUCGGCGAUGACCGAAACUGGGCCAAAAUCGUCGUCUUCCAGAUCAUCGCGGGCGUCGGCGUCGGCCCCAACUUUCAGUCGCCCCUCAUUGCGCUGCAGACCAACGUGGAGCCUCGCGACAUUGGCUCCGCCACGGCGAGCUUUGGUUUCCUGCGGCAGCUUGGCACGUCCAUCUCCGUCGUCGUCGGGGGCGUCAUCUUCAACAACCAAAUGCAGGCUCAGGCUGGAUACCUGCAGGGCCAGCUCGGUCCAGAGCUGGCCGCCAUGUUUAGCGGCUCUCGGGCCGCCGCCAGUGUCCACCUUGUAGGCGAUCUCCAUGGCAAUGAUGCCGCCGUCGUAAAGCACGCGUACUGGAGCGCCCUUCAGAAAAUGUACAUCCUCUACACCUGUACCGCCUUUGUCGGUCUCCUCAUAAGCUUCAACAUUUCGCAGAAGAGGCUGAGCAAAGAACACACCGAACACAAGACCGGUCUGCAGUCCUUGAAGCAGCGAAAAGAGCACGAAGUCGAGCCUGCGGGGGAGAAGACGAGUACAUGA